AUGUUCGAAGUUGAAUACAGUAUUCUGUGGUAUAAUAUAAAUUCACCUAUGUGUGUAUGCACCAUUAUAUAUCUUGUUACCUGAUUUUCGUUUGGAGCAUAUUCGUAUGUUUAUAUUGUCGUUAGGGAUACAUGCGACUCAGACAUUGCGUUUUGAAAUUUUUCUCUUUUUGAAACGAUGCUUGAAUAACUUGGUAUUCAUAGGAUGCGAGAACAGCGUGAAAGAAUAAUCUCCAAGAAAAGUGAACGAUACGUGUGUCAGCUUCCGUUCCUGCUGAUUACAUUGGACGAAAGAGAUAACAGUAGCGUUUUUUAGAAGAGAAUAUCCAUAGAAUUCUAUAUUUCUUACGUUUUCUUUUAUUUUUUAGAAACAUAGUGAAUGCGAGCUUCGAGAAUAUAACAAAUGUAUUUGUUUAUGGAAAAGAAUGUCGUUUGAGGCUCUCAGAUAUUGAUAUACUUUUUGAAUAUAAUUUCCAUGUUGGAGUCGUUCUCACGAGAAGAUAUAAAAACUAA
This is a messenger RNA of Heterotrigona itama, 512 nucleotides long. NCBI's taxonomy places the organism in Eukaryota, Metazoa, Arthropoda, Insecta, Hymenoptera, Apidae. The record is from the annotation of a GenBank genome assembly.